This is a messenger RNA of Telopea speciosissima, 1520 nucleotides long. RefSeq names its product probable beta-1,3-galactosyltransferase 12. Lineage: Eukaryota; Viridiplantae; Streptophyta; Magnoliopsida; Proteales; Proteaceae. Gene Ontology annotation, cellular component: Golgi membrane. The transcript is spliced from 7 exons. The record is from RefSeq and is a predicted model, not a curated record. The coding region runs from base 29 to 1168 and encodes 379 amino acids. Gene Ontology annotation, molecular function: hexosyltransferase activity.
AACACAGCGACAUUUGGCGGAAGCAGAAAUGCAGCGGACUCUUGGUCUCCUCUCCUUCGCUAACCGUUCUAAGGCUACGCCUAGCAGUGCCCAAAACCAAUACUCCAAGGACGACAAGGUGGUGAAGAAGCAUCUCCCUUUCCUUCCUCCACCUGCUUCGUCUCGCAUUCCUCUUCCACUUGUCAUCUUCUCCGGAUUCUGCUUUCUGGUUGGAAUCGCAGGACUCCUUUUUUCCGUUUUUGCCGUGAUUCGUCCUAGGUCACUCCCUGUCUUCCGCUGCGGUCGUGCCGAAGACACAUUCCGGAGCCUCCAUCGUUUCUCCACCAAUCCUAGGAAGCUUGGCGUUGGCGAUAACGAUAACGAUCCCCUCAUCGAACGCCCCAAACUCCUCGGAUUCGUUGGGGUCCAGACUGCUUUCUCUUCUGUCGAUCGCCGUGCUGCUCUUCGCUCCACUUGGUUCCCUUCCGACCGGGACGCCCUUCUUCGUUUGGAGCAGGCUACUGGAUUAGCUUUCCGGUUUGUCAUUGGACGAUCAAAAGAUGCAAAAAAGAUGGCAGUUCUUGAGAAAGAGAUCGAAAAAUACAGUGAUUUUAUGAUCAUUGAUGCUGAAGAAGAAUACUUAAAGCUGCCAUAUAAAACGUUAGCAUUUUUCAAAGCAGCAUAUGAUCUUUUUGAAGCAGAUUAUUAUGUGAAAGCUGAUGAUGACAUUUAUUUACGACCAGAUCGACUUGCAACACUUCUAGCUAAGGAGCGGACCCAUCCAAUGACUUACAUUGGCUGCAUGAAGAAAGGGCCAGUGAUUACUGACCCGAAGAUAAAAUGGUUUGAGAAGUCAGGACAUUUAAUUGGAAAUGAGUAUUUUUUGCAUGGUUAUGGUCCAAUAUACAUUCUCUCUGCAGAGAUUGUGGCAUCAUUGGCAACUGCAAGAAAUAAUAGUCUGAGAAUGUUUAGCAACGAGGACGUCUCUGUUGGAUCAUGGAUGCUAGCCAUGAAUGUCAAUCAUGAAGACAACCGAGCAAUAUGUGAUCCUCGAUGCACACCCACGUCUAUUGCUGUUUGGGAUAUUCCAAGAUGUUCAGGUUUAUGCAACCCAGCUAAUAGGAUGAAGGAGCUACACAAGAUCAGUAUGUGCUCCAAAAGUCCAACACUACCACCUGAUGACAGGUAGCAUUUGUAUGGCCUCCCACCUGACAUUAAGAGAGAAAGCCAGAUGAAUUUAUCCUCAUUUUGUUAUGGAGAACUUCUAUUCCUGGGGACGGCAAUCAGUUUCUGAAUCUACCAUCAAGAGGGUUAUAUUAUCCUUAUGCAACUUGUUAAUUGUUACAUGAGUGAUCUUCCGUGAGGCAGGUAUAUAUAUAUUUUAUUUUUUAUUUUUUAUUUUUAUUUUUUUUUUGUCUUUAUUUUUUGGUUUAACUGGAGGAAUUUGAGCUCCUAAGUUUGUAAGUUUACAACCUCAAUCAAAAUGUAACAUAUCAAUAUAAUGCAAAAUUUCAGACAUGGGUACUACCCUGGUUUUUUGA